AUGGAGCCGGGAUAUAUCAACAUCGCCGAAAUCGAGUUCAUUUGCGAUGCAGGCCCUUUGACUAUGGUUGUCAUGAAAACUUCCUACUUUGAUCAGCAGAGGAGAAACAAGUGGCUGGAGCGCCAAGGGCUUUCAUGGCCCGAACGUCCACCACCGGCCGUCUCCCUUCGCCGCGGUGUCUUCGGGCUGCCGGGAGGUUUCCAAGCGGGGGGAGAAAAAUCUAUGCAGCCUAUAGAAAAAAAGAAAAAAAUCAGUAUUUAAUCUGAUGCUUACCAACCUUUGAAAUUUGGGUGGGAAAGUAUCGUAGAGGAGUAUGAAGAUGAAAUAUUCUCACUUAUGGCCCAAGAGGCAGACUAUCUAGCUGACAAGCUGUGCAGUGAAAAAUCAGGUACUGUGUCUGAUGUAACAUGUGCUCUCUCUACAGCCGUGUGGGGUUGGGUGCUUUUUUCAAACCCAGCGUACUGCUUUGCAGGAGAAGUGGGCUGUUGUUGAAUAUGCAAUGACACUACAUGGCUUUAAAAAAAAAAAAAAAAGAGACAAACAACAAAACAACCAAACAUCCCCUUUUUUAAAGGCUUUUAAUUCUUUUAAUCCUUGUGUGCAUAUUAAUGCAGCAUGAUCUGAGCAUCCCAACUAACAUGGUAUGUUUUCCUCCUGAUGUUAUGUGACUUUUUGCUCCUUGUAUGUCUGUACCGUCAUUUCCAGGUCAGAAAUGAAA
Molecule: messenger RNA, 718 nt
Organism: Cinclus cinclus
Lineage: Eukaryota; Metazoa; Chordata; Aves; Passeriformes; Cinclidae
Gene: CNPY1
Product: canopy FGF signaling regulator 1
Exons: 4
Cellular component (GO): endoplasmic reticulum
Source: RefSeq, a predicted model, not a curated record